AUGAAGUUUGUCAUUGCCUCCGUUGCCGCUCUGGCUUCCGUCGCCAUCGCUGCACCAAACCCUACGCAGUGCCAGCCUGCCACUUAUCGAUGCGAGCCUAACAAGGACGCUUGGGAUGUUUGCAAUACCAGCGGCCAAUGGGUGUUUGCUGGAAACUGCCCACCAAACACUGUCUGCAAGUUCCUCACCACCAACGGCAGCCCCUACUGCGUGCCCCCCGACUUCACUAUUCCUUAA
Metarhizium acridum CQMa 102 is the source of this 237-nucleotide messenger RNA. The record is from RefSeq and is a predicted model, not a curated record. NCBI's taxonomy places the organism in Eukaryota, Fungi, Ascomycota, Sordariomycetes, Hypocreales, Clavicipitaceae.